Molecule: messenger RNA, 1011 nt
Organism: Laccaria bicolor S238N-H82
Lineage: Eukaryota; Fungi; Basidiomycota; Agaricomycetes; Agaricales; Hydnangiaceae
Exons: 2
Coding region: 1-1011 (336 amino acids)
Source: RefSeq, a predicted model, not a curated record
AUGGAUUCUCCGUUCCAGAGUCACUUAAACACAAAUUAUACCCCCUCCGAUGAAGAAAUCAAAAAAAUUUCAACUUUUCUGGUUGAACCUCUGUCCAAACUCUCGCGUCUCGACUCGCAAAUCAAUGAUCUACUCAAGGAGAGAAAUGCGCUCAAGAAGUCUAUCGAAGCCCAUCGCGCAUUAAUGUCACCUUUUCGCCGUCUUCCGUGCGAUCUGAUUCGGGAGGUUUUUUUGUGGUGUCUCCCGACGGAUAGGAAUUGCGCGAUGAGUUGUGACGAAGCUCCGGUUCUUUUGUCUCGGGUGUGUAGCGAUUGGAGGCAGAUAACUAUGACCACUCCAGCGAUGUGGACAAGCCUCCACAUCCCUGUGCCAGAUCUCUCCGACGUCGAGAUUCUCUCCGCGAAAACUAAACAACGAACUGGAGUUGUUCAUGAGUGGCUCAGGAGAUCGAGCAAUCUUCCUCUGUCAAUUUCUUUUUUCGGGAAGAGCGGAACUGAACAGUUAAAUUCAGGGCUUCUCUUCAAAGAGGUUUUGCGACACUCCAAGCGUUGGAAGAGAAUGCGCUUUGAGUUUUCUACGGAUUUGGUUCAAUCAAUCAUAACACUGUCCCAAGAUCAAGUUCCCACCUUAGAGUCACUGACAAUCAUCAACCUUUCGGAUUUUCACAGUGUUUUGCUGACCCAGUCUUUUCCACCGUCACUGCAUCGACUUUCCCUCAUAGGUUUAAUUUCUACACAACGAUUAGGAACAUUGCAGCUCACUCAUCUUACCAUCCAUCAUCGUUCUCGUGAAGGCCCGGAACCUCUUCGAAUACUGAAAGAGUGCUCACUGCUUACGAGUUGUGACUUAUCGCUUCCAUGUGGCACCAUUGACAAAAGACUCGUUGUGACCCUCCCCUACCUUCAGGAACUUUACUUCCAUGAAGUGACCAACUCAGCCGACUUUUUCACACACCUUACCCUACCUGUUCUUCGACGUCUGAAGUUCAGAACUAGCUUGGGACUAAACUGA